UUUUGGCUAUUGAAAAAACCUGCUACUCCUGGGAGGUCGAUAGAUAUCUAUGCUGCACAGUGUGAAAAGUGCUUCAAGUGGAGGAAGAUCCAAGAAGACUAUGAGGAGAUCAGAAGUAGAGUACAAGAGGACCCCUUCGUCUGCGAGAAGAAUGAAGGUAUGUCCUGUCGAGAUGCUGGAGACCUAGACUAUGAUUCCACCAGAACUUGGGUCAUCGACAAGCCUGGCUUGCCAAGGACACCAAGAGGGUUCAAGAGGACCUUAGUUCUCAGGAAGGACUACUCAAAAAUGGAUGCCUACUACAUAUCUCCUACUGGCAAGAAGAUGAGGACUCGCAAUGAAAUUGCAGCCUUCAUCCAUGCCAAUCAUGAUUACAAGGAUGUACUGCUUGGAGAUUUCAAUUUCACUGUCCUAAAGGUGAUGGAAGACACUGUCCCUUGUGGUAUAUCUCGGAAAUGAUCAGGGUAUCUCUAGGAUCUAGCUGGUUUAGUCUUUUAGGAGGUUGGACUUCUGAAUGUGGAAUGCUUAUGAACCCAUCUUUCUUUCUAGUGAAA
Molecule: messenger RNA, 554 nt
Organism: Arabidopsis lyrata subsp. lyrata
Lineage: Eukaryota; Viridiplantae; Streptophyta; Magnoliopsida; Brassicales; Brassicaceae
Product: methyl-CpG-binding domain-containing protein 1-like
Exons: 1
Molecular function (GO): DNA binding; zinc ion binding
Source: RefSeq, a predicted model, not a curated record